Parnassius apollo (apollo) is the source of this 837-nucleotide messenger RNA. The record is from the annotation of a GenBank genome assembly. Lineage: Eukaryota; Metazoa; Arthropoda; Insecta; Lepidoptera; Papilionidae.
AUGAGGAGAACGAUACAUAUGUCGUGUUAUAAUUUUGCGAGUAAACCUAAUAUUCAAAAACCAAAACCCGGAUUUGGUAAAAGUUACAGGCGAAUCAUACAUUUUCCAAAUGAAUAUACAGUGAAACCUUUAGAUGUAACAAAUCUCGCUGGAAGGGAUCCUGUGACAGGACGAGUGGUUGCCAAAGGUAUAGGUGGAGGUAUAAAACAUAAAUAUCAUUGGAUUGAUUGGCACAGAGAUGGGCCAACAGAAGGACCACCACAAGAAGAGAAAGUCAUUCAGAUAAUGGAAGAUGGCUGCAGAACAGCUCAUAUAGCCCUUGUUGCAGUUUGUGACAAACUGAAAUACAUACUUGCAACUGAGAAUAUGAAGGCAGGUGACAUUUUAAAGACAUCACGUAACUUGCCAAGAAUACCAGUUAGAGCUAAGGAGGGUGACGCAUAUUUGUUGGGAGCCUUACCAACUGGGACACUUGUACAUUGCAUUGAAAAGGAUCCAGGUAUGGGAGGUCUUUAUGUUCACGCGGCUGGAACUCACGGAACUAUUAUACGGAAACAAGACGAUCGUGUCAUUGUCCAGAUGCCAUCAAAAAGAUUGUUCAGCUUUAGUCAAUAUUGCAUGGCCGUAGUGGGGCGUUUAUCAAACGUGGACCACGGAGACACACCUAUUGGCUCCCCUCAAAGAAACAGGUGGCUCGGUAAUCGACCACGCUCCGGUUUGUGGAAGAGAAAAGAUGGCCGUCACGGAAGGAAAAUUAAACCGCCGAAGCCAGUGAAAGAGAUCUUCCAUCCCACCACUAAACCAUUGCCAGAGAUAAAGUUGAACAUGCACCCAUAG